Molecule: messenger RNA, 1542 nt
Organism: Purpureocillium takamizusanense
Lineage: Eukaryota; Fungi; Ascomycota; Sordariomycetes; Hypocreales; Ophiocordycipitaceae
Gene: RPN11
Product: multicatalytic endopeptidase
Exons: 3
Coding region: 136-1134 (332 amino acids)
Biological process (GO): proteasome-mediated ubiquitin-dependent protein catabolic process; protein deubiquitination
Cellular component (GO): proteasome regulatory particle, lid subcomplex
Molecular function (GO): protein binding; metallopeptidase activity; proteasome binding
Source: RefSeq, a predicted model, not a curated record
GCAAGCUCCAUCCGUCACCGAUUCCAUCACCACAUCGCCUCAACCCUUCCACAACACGUCGCGGAUCCCAUUGCCUUCCCACAAUCCUCGUCCCGCAACACCGUAUCAACCACUGCAUACCACAGUCACACCACAAUGGAGCGCUUCAGGAACCUGCUGGGCGGCGGCGGCAUGGGCCUUGGAGGCGCUGCACCGGGCACGGAUAACACAAAUCUCAUCGACAACUCCGAGACCGUAUACAUCUCGUCCCUGGCCCUGCUAAAAAUGCUUCGACACGGCCGUGCUGGUGUGCCCAUGGAGGUCAUGGGUCUGAUGCUGGGCGAGUUUGUCGAUGACUUCACCGUCAAGGUCAUGGAUGUCUUUGCCAUGCCCCAAAGCGGCACGGGCGUCAGUGUUGAGGCCGUUGACCCCGUCUUCCAGACCAAGAUGAUGGACAUGCUGCGGCAGACGGGAAGGCCCGAGUCCGUCGUGGGCUGGUACCACUCGCAUCCAGGCUUCGGCUGCUGGCUCUCUUCGGUUGAUAUCAACACCCAACAGUCGUUUGAGCAGCUGAACCCUCGCGCCGUGGCCGUCGUCGUUGACCCCAUCCAGUCUGUCAAGGGCAAGGUUGUCAUCGACGCAUUCCGUCUAAUCAACCCUCAGCUCCUUAUGAUGGGGCAGGAGCCUCGACAGAGCACAAGCAACCUGGGACAUCUGAACAAGCCCUCGAUCCAGGCCCUCAUCCACGGCCUGAACCGACACUACUAUUCGAUAGGCAUCAACUACCGCAAGACGGCGCUCGAAGAGAACAUGCUGAUGAACCUGCACAAGCACGUGUGGACCGAGGCCUUGCAGAUGGACGACUUCCGGACAGAGGGCGAGAAGAACAAGGAGCGGCUACAGAGGCUGGUGGCGCUAGCCGACGGCUACGAGAAGCGCGUCAAGGAAGAGACGGAGCUGACCAAGGACCAGCUCAAGACCAGAUAUGUUGGCAAGCUGGACCCCAAGAAGCACUUGGAGGACGUUGGCCAGGAGCUUAUCGAGGACAACAUUGUCUCGGUGUCGCGGCAGAUGAUUGACAAGGAGGCGACGAUGCCAAAGAAAGAUGCAGGGCACGCCAACGGCGAGCGGAUGGAGGUGGAAGAAGAUUUGUAAGGAUGGCGAGCGCGUUAUUCCCCUGGGUUCGGGCCUUGCACUUGCACUGUACGACUACUAGGCGUUAGCGGUGGGCGGGACAAGACGAUUAGACGAGGCAUCAAGCUGCGUUGGGCCAUUCACUGGGUGGGCGGUCGCGUGUGUGUGCUCAAACAUGUGCAGGACAAGUCGGCUGUGUGCUGUCCUUUGUUGCGGACGGCUUCGCGAACAACGACCACAGCGAACGCCCGCGGAACCGCUUCGUCUUCACCGUGGACAUUUGCAGUCGAUGGAUCUGUCGUCACCAUUUAAAAAGUCUAGGCUCAUCUCCGAUUAUUGGUCGCUUUUCCCUUCCUCCUUACUCGUGUAGACACGGCCAUCCUUCUCUCUCUGGUCGCAAUCAUCACCGUCUGCGGCAUUGCCCAAGGC